UAAAAUGAGUGGACGAGGAAAAACCGGAAAGGCCAAGAGCAAGCCCAAGUCUCGCUCGUCCCGGGCCGGACUGCAGUUCCCGGUGGGCCGUGUUCACAGGCUCCUGAGAAAGGGUAACUAUGCUGAGCGGGUGGGUGCCGGAGCCCCGGUCUAUCUGGCCGCUGUGCUCGAGUACCUGACGGCUGAAAUCCUCGAGUUGGCCGGUAACGCGGCUCGGGACAACAAGAAGACCCGCAUCAUCCCCAGACACCUGCAGCUGGCCGUCCGCAACGACGAGGAGCUCAACAAGCUGCUGGGAGGGGUAACCAUCGCUCAGGGCGGGGUGCUGCCCAAUAUCCAGGCCGUGUUGUUGCCCAAGAAAAGCGGCGCGCCCGCCAACCCCAAGGGCAAGUAAAGAGACAAAGCGACAAUUUAGAAACCCAAAGGCUCUUUUCAGAGCCACUCAGAUUGUCUGUGGAAGGGCUGAGCACCGGCUGGGGUGGGUCCGGGGGAUUUCCGUUCUGGGUGUCUGUCGUAGACAAGCGUCUUAAACUCUCAAAGACUUCCGUAGUUAUUUGUGCACAGAGCGCCCUCUCAGCCCGUGCUCCCUCCCAUUCCCGAACUGCCUAAUUUUAGCGGUAAACAAAGACUUCGCCGCCGUCUCCAUUUCCUGAAUGAAUGUAGAGCGGCGAUUGGUAGUAAAUCGCCUCAUCUGUUGAUGAAUGAAACAGCCUCAUUCACCAAUUAACAGGCGGCAACAGGAAAAGCGCCAAAACUGAUCGCCGAGAUCGUGACAUUUGUAAAGUCCACCAAAAGGAAAAUUAUUUUGUAGAACAGUUCAAAAGUAAAUAAUUACAAGUGUGUGUGAAUAGGAGCCGUCACGAGACGCUAAUCCAUUCAUAAUAUAGACUGUGAAAUAUGUUAAAUGUACAAAGUAAAUUUAUUAUUCAGAUCUGUACGCCAUAUACAACUUGCAGGCACCCACAAUCUAUGAAAAUCCACACACAACAAAG
Hypanus sabinus (Atlantic stingray) is the source of this 992-nucleotide messenger RNA. Its product is annotated as late histone H2A.2.2. Lineage: Eukaryota; Metazoa; Chordata; Chondrichthyes; Myliobatiformes; Dasyatidae. Gene Ontology annotation, molecular function: DNA binding; structural constituent of chromatin; protein heterodimerization activity. The record is from RefSeq and is a predicted model, not a curated record. Bases 5 to 394 code for a protein of 129 amino acids. Gene Ontology annotation, cellular component: nucleosome. The transcript has a single exon.